Molecule: messenger RNA, 2381 nt
Organism: Amaranthus tricolor (Joseph's coat)
Lineage: Eukaryota; Viridiplantae; Streptophyta; Magnoliopsida; Caryophyllales; Amaranthaceae
Exons: 5
Coding region: 89-1441 (450 amino acids)
Molecular function (GO): RNA binding
Source: RefSeq, a predicted model, not a curated record
UAAAAAGAUUGUAAAUGGGUUGAUCCGGCUUUUAACGGGUCUACAUUUAAAACCUUGUUAAAGGAAUGCAAGAAUGAAAAACUAAGAAAUGUGGAAGAGGGCAAUUUCCUCUUCUUCUUCUAACUUGCUAUUGAGUUUCUUCAUCAGAUACAACAAUGGUGUCUUUUCUUUUCUUCCGAGAAUUUCUCUUCCCAAUAUACCUUGUAGCUUCCCCAGUGUUCUGCCCAAGGUUUUCGUACAAGACCCUCCUUUUGGUCCACUCCUUCAAAUCUACUCUACUGCAGGCCGAGGAUUUCACAGUAGCAUGUCUUUAGACAGAGCUAUAAAUGACAGCAUAAAGCAAUCUGAGAGUAGCUCUACUACGCCGGAUGCAUCUACUAAAGUAAAGAGGAAAAAACUGAAGGGAAAAAGAGCGGUUGUAAGGUGGCUAAAGCACUUUAGAUGGAAGAAAAAGAAGGAGCUUCAGAGGAUGACUGCUGAAGAGAAGAUCUUAUACAAGCUGAAAAAGGCUCACAAGAAAGAAGAAAGACUUAUUAAGUCACUGAAGAAGUUAGAACCGAAAGAGUGGUCCGAGGCAAUUCAUGAUCCUGAGAUAUUGACUCCAGAGGAGCACUUUUACUAUCUAAAGAUGGGCCUCAAAUGCAAGAACUAUGUCCCUGUAGGUAGAAGAGGGAUAUACCAAGGUGUAAUCCUCAACAUGCAUUUGCAUUGGAAGAAACACCAAACGUUGCAAGUAAUUGUAAAAACAUUUACUCCUCAAGAAGUGAAGGAGAUAGCUGCAGAACUAGCGAGAUUGACAGGUGGGAUUGUACUUGACAUUCAUGAUGAGAACACAAUAAUCAUGUAUAGGGGAAAGAACUACAUGCAACCACCGACAGAGAUAAUGUCACCACGUGUUACCUUACCUAGGAAGAAGGCAUUGGAUAAAUCAAAGUAUAGAGAUUCCUUGCGAGCUGUUAGAAGAUAUAUUCCAAGGCUUGAACAGGAACUUGAGUUACUUAAAGUUCAAACUGGAAACAAAGAGGAUCAUGCCCUUGAGAAAGCUGAAAAUGACAUUGGCUCUCCUGCCUUGCCGGUCUCGGAAUCAGUCCCUUCAGAUAAGUUAAGAGAACUAAUGGAUCAAUAUGAUAGAACUAUGGAGGGAGAUGAUCCAUUUUCAGAUACUAGCAUGAACUCAGAUUCAGAAGAUUUAUCUGACAUGUUUGAAACAGAUUCAGAUAGUGCAGAAAACGUAGAACAAUCUCUAUACUUGAAUGAGUUUGAUAAGAUUCCAGCUAAGAAUUCAGAUCCAGGAAAAUUUGUUGAAGAUUUAUGUCGAAUGUCAUUAGACUCAAAAAAGGACGAGUUGACAAGUGAGAAUGCUGAUAUGGCCGAUUUUGAUGAAAUCGACCAAGUGUUUUUACAAGCAGCUGAACUUUUGAAGAAAAAGAAGAGGCGAUGAAGAUCGUUAUGUUAUCGAGGAGCUGAAAAUCCGAAACACCACAAGGUUGUACCUGAUCUCUUAUAACCUAUGGAAACAUUCAUGUGCUAUGACUCUCAACGCUGAUGGUGAUAGGAGCAAUUUUUUUCGAGAUCAUAUGGCUUCUCCCUACGAGUUCAAGCCAUCUGAUCGUAAUUAUGCUGCUCGUCUUUGUUUGACGACAAAAGAUUUAGCGUUUCUUGCUACUAAAAGAUGUACACAAAAACUUGGAUGAGACUGUAGCAAGUUAAGACGGCGUGUAAUAACAUUCUAAUUUUUUGGGCAUUUAUCAAUUUUGACCCUAAAGGUAUUAAUUUUGAAAAUUGAUACCUUUAAGUCAAAAUUGAUACCUUUUAAGAUUAAAAUUGAAAAAUGUCUAAAAAAUGAGAAAAAUGCCAGGUUGUUACACGCGCAAAUUAGGCCGGUCCAAAUUAACGGUCUCAUUAUGAGGCCGUCUUGUCCAAGACCAGCUGAAAGAUGUAUUGAAGAACUCCCACAUGAUGCUAAAACAACUGAAACGUACACAGCUUUUCUGCUCUCGAUGUCGUGCUUUUUGGGGGCUAACUCCGUUGGAGAUGCUGAGAAGAGUGUUGCUCACAGAGAAUGGAUUGCAUAUGAUUUUCACAUCAUAUUGCAGGGCCUUGGGAAAUAAGGGUUGGUCCCUUGGUUUUACUGCAACGAUAUAGUUAAAUCACUUGGGAAAUUACGAGUAAUGUUCAAAAAGUUUCUCGAAGUCAUUAAGUGGCUCUAUCUAAGCAGAAUUUGGGAGGUUGAAUGUACGUUUGUUUUGUUAAUUGUAAUAAAUAGGUUGUUUCCGCUUGAUCUUUAGUAGCAAAUAUCAUGUGCAAUUUUAUAUAAGCGAGAAGUGCAAAUGAAUUAAUGUGACAUCCUAAUAUAUUCUAUUGUAAUUCAAAAUCAAAAA